Fraxinus pennsylvanica is the source of this 2205-nucleotide messenger RNA. The record is from the annotation of a GenBank genome assembly. Lineage: Eukaryota; Viridiplantae; Streptophyta; Magnoliopsida; Lamiales; Oleaceae.
AUGAGGAGCCUCGUUUCAUGUCUUAAACGACACUGUUCCAUGGUUCACUCAACAACUAUACAGAAUGACAGUUCGGUUGAGAUCAUUAUGUCGAGAUUUGUUCUACUCAGAGGUCCGAAGGAUCUCUUAAUUAGAAGAGUGCAACACAAUUAUGUAUUGGCGCAAUUUUUAAACCGGAAAUUUUUUUCGAGUGACUACUCCAGUGUGCAUGGCGAAAGGCCAUCAGCUGAAUAUGCGAAGUUGAGAAAAGAGUCAUUGGAAAGUGAAUUUGGACAUGCGCUUGAUAGAUCAGAAAGUCCUUCCGUGUUAUACCGUUUUGGUCCAUUCUUGGCUUUGUAUAGAGCUGCUAUUAUUUCAUUCCAUGUGUUUAAGCUAACAAUUUGGCGCUUCUUUGUCCAUGAUAUGAAAAAACGUUCUAUCAAGUUUCGUGAAACUCUUAUCAGCCUGGGGCCUUUUUAUAUCAAGCUUGGACAAGCUUUGAGCACGAGACCAGAUAUACUGCCAACUUUAUAUUGCCAAGAACUUGCUAAGUUACAGGAUCAAAUACCUCCUUUUCCAACAGACAUCGCCAUCAGAUCUAUUGAGUCUCAGUUGGGAAUGCCAAUAUCAAAAGUAUUUGCUGAUAUUAGCGAGGAGCCUGUUGCUGCAGCAUCCUUGGGACAGGUUUACAAAGCUCACUUGCAUUCUGGAGAGCUUGUAGCUGUUAAAGUUCAGAGGCCUGGUAUGUCGUAUUUAUUGACCCUCGAUGCAUUGUUAUUUCAUAUGAUUGGAGGUCAACUAAAGCGAUUUGCCAAAGCUCGUAAAGAUCUGUUAGGAGCAGUGAAUGAGAUGGUGAGACACAUGUUUGAGGAAAUUGAUUAUAUCUUGGAAGGUCAAAAUGCUGAGAGAUUUGCUUCACUCUAUGCCUGCUGCUUCUAUAAUGAUGAAAGGAAUUCCAAAGAUAAUACUAUAUCAUUUGCGAAAGCAAGUGGGAUCAAGAUACCUAAAAUAUAUUGGAACUUAACCCGUAAAGCUGUGCUUACAAUGGAAUGGAUUGAUGGGAUCAAGCUUACGGAUGAAAAUCGUCUACGGGAGGCCCGUCUAAAUCGGAAGAAACUCAUCGAUGAGGGGUUGUACUGCUCUUUGAGGCAAUUGCUGGAGGUGGGGUUUUUCCACGCUGAUCCUCAUCCUGGAAAUCUUGUUGCUACUGAGGAUGGAUGCCUUGCUUAUUUUGACUUCGGGAUGAUGGGUGAUAUUCCGCGGCACUAUCGUGUGGGACUUAUUAGAGUGUUGGUGCACUUUGUAAAUCGUGAUUCUUUGGGAUUGGCAAAUGACUUCCUGGCUCUGGGAUUCCUUCCUGAAGGUGUUGACAUACAUGCAGUCUCAGAUGCUUUGAGAGCAUCCUUCGGUGAUGGAACAAGACAAUCCCAAGAUUUUCAGGGCAUAAUGAAUCAGUUAUUUGAUGUCAUGUAUGAAUUCAAUUUUUCUCUUCCUCCUGAUUACGCUUUGGUGAUAAGAGCCCUAGGAUCACUUGAAGGAACGGCAAAAGUCUUGGAUCCUGAUUUCAAAGUCAUUGAGAGUGCAUAUCCUUUCAUCAUCGGGAGGCUUUUGGCGGACCCAAGUCCUGAUAUGAGGAAAAUUUUAAGGCAACUUCUCAUCCGAAAUGAUGGCUCCAUAAGAUGGAAUCGGCUUGAACGACUGAUAGCAGCAAUAUCUCAACAGGCUUCUGAGCCUGAUGAAGCCUUAUCGAAAGAUCAUGAUAAUUCUUCAAAUCGAUUGGGAUGGAAGUCCUUUAAUAUGCGUUCUGUUGUGUCUGCCACUGAAGAUCUUUUCCAAUUUAUCUUGUCCCACAAAGGUUCCAGGGUGCGGGUUUUUCUUGUGAGGGACCUACUUAAGGCAGCCGAUACUUUUCUUGAAGAUGAAGUCAUUGCUUGUUGUUCUGAGGAAAACUCACAGAAAGCUACCUCACUUGAAUCUGAGCGUAAGGCAAUGCUGAUGAGAGUGGUUAACGGGUUUCGAUCUCUCCAACAUGCAAUAAAGUUGGCUCCAGAUGUAUGGACUGCUAUGCUAUUUCGUAUGUCAUUAAAACCCGAAUUUCAAAGAUUUGCUUUUGCUAUUGUCUCAGCCUUGGCGUCACACUCUUGCCGUAAAAUUCCAGAAACAUUUUGGGUUUGUAUUUCAAGAAUAAUUCAUGAAUUGGAGAAAUCUGGUCCUCGAAAUUUAUAA